Labrus mixtus (cuckoo wrasse) is the source of this 1695-nucleotide messenger RNA. It is a transcript of the gene desi1a, whose product is annotated as desumoylating isopeptidase 1a. Gene Ontology annotation, biological process: protein modification by small protein removal. Gene Ontology annotation, molecular function: peptidase activity. Lineage: Eukaryota; Metazoa; Chordata; Actinopteri; Labriformes; Labridae. The transcript is spliced from 6 exons. The record is from RefSeq and is a predicted model, not a curated record. Bases 118 to 624 code for a protein of 168 amino acids.
ACGUGAUGACAUCACUCACAGAGAACCUCCCUGUCAGCUGUGGCGUUAAAUAUCUCUAUCUGUAGCUUAGCCAAGCCAAAUAGAGAAUACAAUUAAGCUCCUGUGGGGUUUUCCGUUAUGGAUAAGAAUGCUACUCGAUACAAUGUCCAACUAUAUAUUUAUGAUUUAUCGAGAGGAAUGGCCCGCAGCCUCAGUCCCAUCAUGUUAGGAAAACAACUGGAGGGGAUCUGGCACACAGCUAUAGUCGCAUACGGAGAUGAGUUCUUCUUUGGAGGCGAGGGGAUCUCGAGCUGUUCACCGGGUGGAACGAUGCUGGGACAUCCGGACACGGUGGUGGAGCUGGGCGAGACCGAGGUGUCUGACGAGAUCUUCAUGGAGUACCUCUCGUCCCUGGGAGAAAGCACAUACAGAGGUGACAGGUAUCGUCUGUUUGAGCACAACUGCAACACCUUCACUAACGAGGUGGCUCAGUUCCUGACGGGCCGGAGCAUUCCAUCCUACAUCACCGACCUGCCCUCUGAAGUCCUCUCGACGCCGUUCGGACAGAUACUGCGGCCCAUCUUGGACUCGAUCCACAUCGCCCCUCCAGGGGGAAACGUCAUCAAUGGGGGGAGAAACAUGUAAACUGAGAGGGUGGGGGGGGAGGGGGGGGGGGGAGUCACAGAGCGCUCAGAAAAAAACACCUUCAUCGUCAUCAGUCAACCAGAAGAUCCUGAAUCCUUUUCUUUUUCUCUCAUCCUUUCAGUGAACAGAUGGCACAUAAGCACUGAAGCUGCAGGUAGUCCAUGGAGCUUCAGCUGACCAGUUAGUCCUUACAGUUCAUGGUUUAAUGAUAGUUUCCCUCUUACAAAGGCAGUAGGUUUGUAAAUACUAUGUUGGGGGAUUACAUUUGAGGGUCCAUCAAAUGAAAAAAUCCCCAGAAAGAGCGUUGCAAUAUCAUAGUCUACCAGCAUAACCAGAUGUUAAAAUAGCUACUACUGACUUUGAUGAAUGUGUUAUUCUUAGAAAUCCAUCCUCAGAAAGUCAGACGCAUUAUUUACCUUUAGUGAGAAUGUGUAAUGUCACGCCACAGCAUAGAAAUAUUGCACAUUUUAACCAGUUUUACCUGAUCGCUGUUACUGAACCACCUGCAACAUCAAAAUACCUCUGAGACAUAAGUGCAUACAGCUUGUUUAAAUAACUUCUGUUCUUAGGGAAAAUGCUCCUCUACUGUUAUUUUAUGUUUGAUCUUGCAGAGCUGCUAAGGAGACAUGGGCAGGACAAAUAUCUGUGAUUUUUCAUGCAUGCAGAAAACGUUCUCGUUCCCCAUAAGAAUCUGGCCUGCAAGUGAAAAACUUUGAUGCGAGCACGGGAGCAUUUCUCGAGCCUACAGGAUUAUUUCUAAGUUUUCAACGUGAAGAAGAAACUCACAGACUUUUUUUUUUUCUUGCCCAUGUUCCCUAAAGAGUUCUGUAAAAAUACUCUGCAACCAGAAAUAUUCUGAUAUCUUUAAUACUAACUCUGAAUAUGACUCUGUUCUUUUCCAUGUCUGUGUUCAAGCUUCCUUUUUUUUUUGAACCUCAUGUUCUUUUCUGUUUCAGUAUGGUAUAACCUGUUGUCUUAUUUUGUAUGAUUUUAUUUGCACCUUUUUAUGCCGGUAUCUUGGCCAUGUGUUCUUGUAAAAGAGGUUAAAUUAAAAUACAUGUUUAUACCAUA